Messenger RNA from Gadus chalcogrammus (walleye pollock), 1167 nucleotides. It is a transcript of the gene kiss1ra, whose product is annotated as KISS1 receptor a. The coding region runs from base 1 to 1167 and encodes 388 amino acids. The transcript is spliced from 5 exons. Gene Ontology annotation, cellular component: membrane. Gene Ontology annotation, molecular function: G protein-coupled peptide receptor activity. NCBI's taxonomy places the organism in Eukaryota, Metazoa, Chordata, Actinopteri, Gadiformes, Gadidae. Gene Ontology annotation, biological process: neuropeptide signaling pathway. The record is from RefSeq and is a predicted model, not a curated record.
AUGUUCGCCUCCACCUCCUCCUCCGAGGAGCUGUGGAACUCCACCGAGGGUCCGUCGUGGGACAACCGCUCCCGUUGGAACUCUUCCCUGGGCAGGGAGGGAAGGGGGGGUGUCGGGGGCCAGGAGGAUGGGGAGCAGCACCCCUUCCUCACGGACGCCUGGCUGGUGCCCCUUUUCUUCUCCCUGAUCAUGCUGGUGGGCCUGGUGGGGAACUCUCUGGUCAUCUACGUCAUUUCCAAACACCGGCAGAUGAGGACCGCCACCAACUUCUACAUCGCAAACCUUGCUGCCACAGACAUCACCUUCCUGGUGUGCUGUGUGCCCUUCACUGCCACGCUCUACCCCCUCCCUGGUUGGAUCUUUGGCGACUUCAUGUGCAAAUUUGUCGCCUUUCUUCAGCAGGUGACGGUGCAGGCCACAUGCAUCACCCUGACCGCCAUGAGCGGCGACCGCUGCUACGUCACCGUGUACCCGCUCAAGUCGCUCCGUCACCGCACGCCGAGGGUGGCCAUGAUCGUCAGCGUCUGCAUUUGGAUCGGUUCCUUCAUUCUUUCCAUUCCCAUCUUCCUGUACCAACACAUCGAGGAGGGCUACUGGUACGGUCCCAGGCAGUACUGCGUGGACAGGUUCCCCAGCAAGACGCACGAGAGGGCCUACAUCCUCUACCAGUUCAUAGCCGCCUACCUGCUCCCCGUCCUCACCAUCUCCUUCUGCUACACGCUGAUGGUGAAGAGGGUAGGGCGGCCCACCGUGGAGCCAGUAGACAACAACUACCAGGUCAACCUGCUGUCGGAGAGGACCAUCAGCAUACGGAGCAAGGUGUCCAGGAUGGUGGUGGUGAUCGUCCUUCUGUUCACCGUGUGCUGGGGUCCCAUCCAGUUCUUUGUCCUCUUUCAGUCCUUCUACCCCCAGUACCAGCCCAACUACGCCACAUACAAGAUCAAGACGUGGGCCAACUGCAUGUCCUACGCCAACUCCUCUGUCAACCCCAUCAUCUACGGCUUCAUGGGGGCCAGCUUUCAGAAGUCCUUCAGGAAGACCUUCCCCUUCCUCUUCAAGCACAGGAUCAGAGACAACAGCACGGUGUCCCGGACCGCCAACGCAGAGAUCAAAUUUGUGGCCGCGGAAGAAGGGAACAAUAACAAUGUCGUGAGCGGGAUUGAAUGA